CAUAUUUUUGUCUUAUAGGUCCCAAAGUGUAUUUGAGAUGUCUGGACGUGGCAAGCAGGGAGGAAAAGCUCGCGCCAAAGCCAAGUCUCGCUCCUCUCGCGCCGGGUUGCAGUUCCCCGUGGGCCGCGUGCACCGCCUGCUGCGCAAGGGCAACUACGCCGAGCGCGUGGGCGCCGGCGCCCCGGUCUACCUGGCGGCGGUGCUCGAGUACCUGACGGCCGAGAUCCUGGAGCUGGCGGGCAACGCGGCGCGCGACAACAAGAAGACGCGCAUCAUUCCGCGCCACCUGCAGCUGGCCAUCCGCAACGACGAGGAGCUCAACAAGCUGCUGGGCAAGGUGACGAUCGCGCAGGGCGGCGUGCUGCCCAACAUCCAGGCCGUGCUGCUGCCCAAGAAGACCGAGAGCCACCACAAGGCCAAGGGCAAGUGAUUUCAUAGGCGUCUGAGUUUCCGGAACCCACACUAAACCCAAAGGCUCUUUUCAGAGCCCCCACCAUUUCAAAAGAAGAGCUAAAAACACUAGGUAGUGCCGAGAUGCUGGCAUCUCUGCCAUGAUCUGUGGCAGCUGUCCUGAAAAAGGAAAUGG
Messenger RNA from Octodon degus (degu), 586 nucleotides. Its product is annotated as histone H2A type 1. Gene Ontology annotation, cellular component: nucleosome. Bases 38 to 430 code for a protein of 130 amino acids. The record is from RefSeq and is a predicted model, not a curated record. The transcript is spliced from 2 exons. Gene Ontology annotation, molecular function: structural constituent of chromatin; DNA binding; protein heterodimerization activity. NCBI's taxonomy places the organism in Eukaryota, Metazoa, Chordata, Mammalia, Rodentia, Octodontidae.